Uranotaenia lowii is the source of this 688-nucleotide messenger RNA. RefSeq lists its product as uncharacterized. The record is from RefSeq and is a predicted model, not a curated record. The coding region runs from base 176 to 688 and encodes 170 amino acids. The transcript has 2 exons. Lineage: Eukaryota; Metazoa; Arthropoda; Insecta; Diptera; Culicidae.
GCUAGAUUAAGAUUCCGGCAUUCUCAUACGGUAAAUCUCCACAGGACUCGCUCCGAUCCUGAAGUUUGAUAAACUUGGUAUAGUAAUGAAUACUGCUAUUAAAUAUGGCUUCGUAGGUUUCAGGUUUGAUGACUAUUAACGUUCACCGAGAAGACCUGCUGCCACUACCGGCAAAAUGAACGGAUUAAACAAUCCGGGAGUGGCGCUAUUAAAUGAUGGUACCAGCAUUCAGGUGGCCAACACCAGCGCAUUCCAACGGGCGGCAGAAAAGGAAGCCCUGGAGGAUAAGAAACACCGGGAAACGGAGCUUGCCCAGCAAAUGCAAAAUGCCUUCAACGAUUUGAUAGACGAUGACGACCGAGACGAUACUAUGGACUCGGUGAAUUAUCUUUCAAACUGUUCCGAGCAUCCUGGAGGGUCUCCGCCACCCCUUUCUAUAGUACCAAACCCUUCUAAGGGGCAGCGCUUUCUCGACGGCAUCAAAUCGAUGCAAAAUGGUGGAGCCGGUGGAUUUAUCGGUGAUGGGCUGCAUGUGCAGGAAGCUUCCCACUGGUUCAAAGAUUCCGGCAUUCUCAUAAGAAAAAUCUUCACAGGACUCGCUUCAGUCCUGAAGUUUACUAAACUUGGUACAAUAAUGAAUACUGCUAUUAAAUAUGGCUUCGCAGAUUUAUUUUUCUGGAUCAUGUGA